CCUCAAGAGGCGGGGCACCCUCCGCGCGGAGGAGGUUUGUCCUGCUCCGGCUGCCGUCCGCUCUCCUGGCCCUCCUUCUUCCCGGGGCCGCCAUAUUGUGGCCGCCGCAGCUCGGGAGCCGCCGCCUGAGGAACCGCGAUGGAAACUAUGGCGAGUCCUGCAAAGGACAACUACCGAAUGAAGAGCUACAAAAACAAAGCCCUGAACCCCGAGGAAAUGCGUCGGAGAAGAGAAGAGGAAGGAAUUCAACUGCGCAAACAGAAACGAGAGCAGCAGCUCUUUAAAAGAAGAAAUGUGGAGUUGAUCAAUGAAGAUACCUCCAUGUUUGAUAGUCUCCUCGUGGAUUCCUACGUCAGCUCCACGACCUGUGGGGAGGGAGUGAUCACAAGAGAGAUGGUAGAGAUGCUUUUCUCAGAUGACCCUGACCUACAGCUAGCAACCACUCAGAAAUUCAGGAAAUUACUCUCCAAAGAGCCAAAUCCUCCAAUAGAUGAAGUGAUAAACACACAGGGAGUGGUGGACAGAUUUGUGGAAUUCCUGAAAAGAAGCGAAAAUUGCACACUACAGUUUGAAGCAGCGUGGGCACUGACAAAUAUUGCAUCGGGAACUUCCCAACAAACAAAAAUAGUAAUUGAGGCUGGGGCAGUUCCAAUAUUUAUAGAGCUGUUAAACUCUGACUUUGAGGAUGUUCAAGAACAGGCUGUCUGGGCAUUGGGGAACAUUGCUGGAGACAGCUCUGUGUGUAGAGAUUAUGUCCUUAACUGCGCUAUUCUUCCUCCCUUAUUAAUGCUCCUCACAAAGUCCACCAGGUUGACAAUGACACGAAAUGCUGUCUGGGCCUUGUCAAACUUGUGCAGAGGAAAGAGUCCACCACCUGAAUUUGAUAAGGUAUCUCCCUGCCUGCCAGUGUUGUCCCGCUUAUUAUUCAACAGUGACUCUGAUUUGCUGGCAGACGCCUGUUGGGCUCUUUCCUACUUAUCAGAUGGUCCCAAUGAGAAAAUUCAAGCAGUUAUUGAGUCAGGCGUGUGUCGGCGACUGGUGGAGCUCUUAAUGCACAAUGACUACAAAGUGGCCUCCCCAGCUUUGCGGGCAGUUGGCAACAUAGUGACGGGGGAUGACAUCCAGACCCAGGUGAUUCUGAACUGUUCAGCCUUGCCUUGUCUCCUUCAUUUAUUAAGCAGUCCCAAGGAGUCCAUCAGGAAAGAAGCCUGCUGGACUAUAUCAAACAUCACAGCAGGAAACAGAGCACAAAUACAGACAGUCAUAGAUGCAAACAUUUUCCCAGUGCUUAUAGAAAUCCUGCAGAAAGCAGAAUUCCGCACGAGGAAAGAGGCAGCGUGGGCGAUCACAAAUGCAACCUCAGGAGGAACUCCUGAGCAGAUCAGAUACCUGGUGAACCUGGGUUGUAUCAAGCCUCUCUGUGACCUGCUGACUGUCAUGGACUCCAAGAUCGUUCAGGUGGCAUUGAAUGGGCUGGAGAACAUCCUGAGGUUGGGUGAGCAGGAGGCCAACCAGAGUGGGACUGGCAUCAACCCCUACUGCAGCCUGAUUGAGGAGGCCUAUGGUUUGGAUAAGAUAGAGUUCCUACAGAGCCAUGAGAACCAAGAGAUCUACCAGAAAGCCUUUGACCUGAUCGAGCACUACUUUGGGGUAGAGGAUGACUCUGCUUUAGCUCCCCAGGUAGAUGAGAACCAGCAACAAUUCAUCUUCCAGCAACCUGAAGCUCCCAUGGAAGGUUUCCAGCUAUAGUGUGCCUGAGAGGGGAAAAAAAACCAAACAAAAACCAAACAAACAGAAAACCCAACAACAAAACACCACAAACUUGAUGGAAAGCAACUAGGAGCAGCUGAUGGUCCCAUCCCCUCCUUGCAAAUGGGAGGUUGGACACCCGCUCCACCUGUUAGGACACAAUUCUUCCUUCAGACAACUAGACACAGUGCUCUGUCCUCACAGAGAGGGGUAGUCUUACAGGUUUUUUUCUUUUUGCUGCUGCGUACAUGUCUUUACAGCCAGGCAUCUGGGUGGAGGAAGGACACUGAGGUAACAUUGCACCUCUUAGUUUUGUUUUUUUCUUUGUGGUGAUCUCUCCCAAAUGUCACUUCUUACCUCGGGUGCUUAAUUGAGAUUUCAGCAUUGGGUUGGGUAACAACAGAAAUAGGAAGUAGGCAUUCUGACAACAGUAAUUCUGGAAACCGGGGUUUGAUCUAUUUAAUUUUUUUGCACAUGUUACUCUUUAUUAAAGACUCUAAUUUGCCAAGAGCAAAGUUUAGCCCUGGCCUUUCUGCAACCCUCCUUCAGCGGACAGUCCUGUUGAACCUGGGCCAAGUUCCCUUGAAAUAUACUGUAAAUGGACAAGAGAAAUGGGAAGUUUUCCCACUCCUGGGAAGAUUUUUUUUUUCUUUUUUUUUGUUUUCUGGGAGGAAGAUUUCUUCCCUUUGUCUAGGUUCAUUUUUUUUGUUUUGUUGUUUUUGAAGAACUGCCAGUGGUAUUUACAAGGAAAAAUAAAAAUAAAAAAGCAACAAGACCCCAAAGAUGGUAACCUUGAAGAGGGUGGGAUGCUUGGGUGGUUUUUGAAGCAGGAAGCACAGCUGCUGUUGCACAGGCUUUGUUUGCAUUGCUACUGAUCAGUCACGGAACUGUUGAAAUGGUAAAACCCAUCUUCAUCUUUACUUGAAAUAUUAUAUUUUUUUUUCCAUGA
Messenger RNA from Calypte anna (Anna's hummingbird), 2698 nucleotides. RefSeq names its product karyopherin subunit alpha 6 (gene KPNA6). The record is from RefSeq and is a predicted model, not a curated record. The transcript is spliced from 14 exons. Lineage: Eukaryota; Metazoa; Chordata; Aves; Apodiformes; Trochilidae. Gene Ontology annotation, cellular component: nucleoplasm; cytoplasm; nucleus. Bases 139 to 1749 code for a protein of 536 amino acids. Gene Ontology annotation, molecular function: protein binding; nuclear import signal receptor activity. Gene Ontology annotation, biological process: NLS-bearing protein import into nucleus.